AUGUUUUCUCGGAUUCUCCUCCCGAUUUUGGGGCUUCUUAAUCUCGUUGCUGCAUAUGCAAAUCCAGGUGCUUGUUCUGGCAAUUGCUACGCUCAUGACCCUGCUUUGAUCCAGCGUUCAAGUGAUGGCACUUGGUUCAAGUUCAAUACCGGAAAUGGUAUUGGUAUUUGGAAAGCUACUGCAUUGGCUGGUCCCUGGACCUAUGUUGGUGAUGCUUUGAGUAAGAGUAGCAUUGAUUUGACUGGAAACAGUGAUCUUUGGGCACCUGAUGUUCAUCUCGUCGGCUCAACUUAUUACAUGUACUAUGCAGUUUCGAGUUUCGGUACCCAAGACUCAGCAAUCGGAGUUGCAACCUCCGCCACCAUGGAAGUAGGAUCAUGGACCGAUCAUGGUGCUACUGGUGUUACAUCGUCAUCCGGUAAACUUUACAAUGCUAUUGAUCCUAAUCUUAUCUUGGUCGGCAGUACCUAUUAUCUCAACUUCGGUUCCUUCUGGGACGACAUCUACCAAGUAGCCAUGGCCUCAACUCCCACCAAAGCCGGCAGUUCCGCUUCCUACAACCUCGCUUAUAAUUCCACCGGAACUCAUUCAGAAGAAGGCUCCUACAUGUUCUACUAUUCCGGAUACUACUACCUCCUCAUCUCAUCUGGUAUUUGCUGCGGUUACGAUAAAACCAAGCCUGCUCAAGGCGCAGAAUAUAAAAUCAUCAUGGGAAGAAGCAAAACUGCAACCGGAAAUUUCGUGGACCAGAGUGGAAAGGCUUUGUCGGCUGGUGGUGGAACAACUUUGUUGGCUAGUCAUGGAAAUGUUUAUGGACCCGGUGGACAGGGUGUCUAUCUCUCAUCCUCCGGCCCACUCCUCUACUACCACUACGCAAACCCAACAAUCGGUAUCGCAGAUGCAAAUUAUCUCUUCGGAUAUAAUUAUCUCACUUUCACCAACGGAUGGCCUUCGGUGUAA
Messenger RNA from Botrytis byssoidea, 960 nucleotides. RefSeq lists its product as uncharacterized. The transcript has 4 exons. NCBI's taxonomy places the organism in Eukaryota, Fungi, Ascomycota, Leotiomycetes, Helotiales, Sclerotiniaceae. The record is from RefSeq and is a predicted model, not a curated record. Gene Ontology annotation, biological process: carbohydrate metabolic process. Bases 1 to 960 code for a protein of 319 amino acids. Gene Ontology annotation, molecular function: arabinan endo-1,5-alpha-L-arabinosidase activity.